Molecule: messenger RNA, 1812 nt
Organism: Colletotrichum scovillei
Lineage: Eukaryota; Fungi; Ascomycota; Sordariomycetes; Glomerellales; Glomerellaceae
Exons: 1
Coding region: 1-1812 (603 amino acids)
Source: RefSeq, a predicted model, not a curated record
AUGUCCGACGAUUCUACAUCCAGGAGCGAAGAGGAAGACACUUUUCGGGCAAUCUUUCGCGAUACUGCUGAGUUCAAGUCUAUCAGCCUUCCAGGACCGUUAGAAUCAAGUCCUUGCUCGGAAGAAGAGUCCAGAUUCAACGAUCAGUUCAACCUCCUCUUAACAGAGAGAGCAGGCAUCCUGGCGCGAAAGCUCGAACAAGAGCAGGUCGAGGUCAUCGACGCUAUUGCCAGAAUGCAGCCUCCAGUCCUCGAUUUCAGCGCACCUACACUAGCUUGGGAGGGAGCUACCCAAGGCCCCGAAGAGAUGUUUCUUUGGGUCCGCUGCCAGAACUCCGAGCAGUUCACAUCGCCACCGUGGCCACGGAAUCGGCAAGAACAAAAGGAGCUGCGAUGGAUCCCUUUCCCAUCUUCCCUAGGUCUGGUGGAAGUCAAGGAGUCAGUGGGAGAUGGCAAAGUGCUGCAACGUCUUCUUGAAGGACGACGAUCUACGACACUACCGACGAGUGCCGAUUACGUGCGGCAAAUACAUACACUCAAGGCGACACUUCCCGACGACGACGACGACGAAGAGAUCCCGAUGCUUUAUGAGAAACACCAAGCUCAGAGUAGCUCACCUUCCUCAACAGGGGACAUCAUGCAGCUUAUUCGAAAACGCAAACAGGAACAAGCUGCCAACGUUGAUCGCGUAGAUCAGGAGUCACCGACUGUGGGCGUCAAACACCGUCGAACAACCACAACUACACAGUCAAAGCCGACGAGGUCCUUAGGGCAAAGCUUGCUCCUCGGAGUAGAUGAGAGCAAUGCCGCGGGAAAGCUACUCGCCAACUACAUGGACCUACGAGGUGCGAAACGAGUCACAAGCACAUUCGAGCCGUUGUUUCCAAUUACCAAGCGCAGGGCCGCUGAAGCUCCGGCUCCUGUCGUCGGCCUGGUAUCAUCGAAGCCGAAUACACAUAAGGCUCCCAUCGAUGCUCCAGUCCCAACCAUAGAGCACACAAACAACCCCUCGCGCAUCAUCAUUUCUACUGCCGUCCCGCGAGGAAUCAUAUCGGCCCUCCAAGCCAAGCUACCAGGCGUCGAUCUCGUAGACCGCGACUUCUCACGACACAACAGACUCGUCUGGUCCCCCGGGAGCGUAAAGACCGUAGAAAAGCCGUCCCCGCUAGCCUACGAAGCCGACAUCAUCCCUUCUCCAACAACAGGUAUAAUCAUCACAACAAUCCUCAAGGUCCGACAGAAGCCCCUACCGGGAUCCCACACACAGCUCUCUCAACUCCGCGACCGCGUAACAAGAGUCGCACCGCUCUACGAACACCUAAGUAUACUUGUCUCGGAAGACAAUCCCAUCGCAGAACACAUCGGACCCCUCAGCGCAGCCGACGCCGCAUCGUACGCAUCCUUCGUCGCUUUCGCAUGCUCCAUCAGCAACAGCAGCGGCUGCACCAUCGACGUGGUCUACGUGGCCGGCGGCCAAAAGACACUGGCCCACUGGACGUGCGCUCUCGUCUCGACGCACCUCAAGAAAGCAUCCCACGACGUGCAGCAGGUCAUCAUGUCGGAAGAGACGGAGUGGGAAGUCUUUCUCCGACGCGCCGGCUUCAACAUGUACGCGGCCCAGGUCGCUCUCGCAGUCGUCAAGGGGGGUUAUCCAGUCGUAAACGUCGACGGCGACGGCGGCGACGGCAACAAUACCCAAGACCGGACGCUCGUGCGGUUCCUGAAAAUGAGUCCCGCGGAGAGGACGAACGCGCUCAAGGGCUUUCUUGGUGGUGGGAGUCUGGUGGACAGAGUCAGUGCGCGUCUGGGCUGA